Scatophagus argus is the source of this 1675-nucleotide messenger RNA. Its product is annotated as galaxin-like. The coding region runs from base 230 to 1663 and encodes 477 amino acids. Lineage: Eukaryota; Metazoa; Chordata; Actinopteri; Scatophagidae. The record is from RefSeq and is a predicted model, not a curated record. The transcript has 12 exons.
GAUCAGUACGCCCUGUUAUCAGAUCUACGCCACACGGUCGUAACGCUCAUAGAACAAGUUUUUUGUUGGCUGCUGAUUCUGAUGCCCUUGCUGGGCGUCAUCUCACAGGUUUAUGUAUGGGAUAUUUUUAGUUGAUAUCAUGAGGUGGGCGGGGCUAAAAGCUUCUAUUUAAACGUAUUUAUUUUUGCAUCACACUCUUGUGUGUCACAUGCACUAACCAGGCUCUGAUAUGUUGCAGCUCUGGGCUCCCAGACUGGUUUGGCUGGUUUGCGGCCUCACCACAGUGUGUGUGUUUACCACGGGAGCCCCUACAAACGAUGGUUACCGAAAAUCCUCUAUGGGAACAGAGUAUGACAUCUGCGAAGCUGUCUGCUAUGAGAAUCGUCUUCAUCCAGGGGCAGGGCUUUCAUGUUGUGGAAAGCAAGUUUUCAACCCUGCAGCAGCCACUUGUUGUGAAGUAGUCCAUGAAUACAAAGUAACAGCUUGUGUCACACCCGGUCUGAGCCAAAAGGUAUCAUCAUGCUGUGGACUGAAGGCCUACAAUUCACUCAAUGAAAUAUGCUGUAAUUCAACUGUUCUAACCAAACCAGCACCACUGGCCCAAUGUUGCGGUAAAGCGGCUUAUGAUGGAGACAAGCAGCUGUGCUGUGGUCCUAACCGCACAAUCCUGACGAGAACAUCCAAAAGUCACGAGUGCUGUGGAGUUGACCAGUACGACACAAAGACUCAAUGCUGCUGUUUCAUUAAUAAUACUCUUGAGAUACAUCCUAAUAAUUCCAGCUACUGCGUGAACAAGUCAGCCCCCUGUGGAGCAAAGAAGUUCAACACACUUAGCGAACUCUGCUGCAACUCUACUGUUGUAGACAAACUUUCACCAACCUCCAAAUGCUGCGGUGAAAAGGCUUAUGAUGGAGACAAGCAGCUGUGCUGUGGUCGUAACAGCACAAUCCUGACGAGAACAUCCAAAAGUCACGAGUGCUGUGGAGUUGACCAGUACGACACAAGGACUCAAUGCUGCUGUUUCAUUAAUAAUGCUCUUGAGAUCUGUUCCAAUAAUUCCAGCUGCUGUGUGAACAAGUCAGCCCCCUGUGGAGCAAAGAAGUUCAACACACUGAGCAAGCUCUGCUGCAACUCUGCUGUUAAAGUCAAACUUGCAUCAAACUUCAAACUCUGCGGUGAAACGGCUUAUGAUGGAGACAAGCAGCUGUGCUGUGGUCCUAACCGCACAAUCCUGACGAGAACAUCCAAAAGUCACGAGUGCUGUGGAGUUGACCAGUACGACACAAAGACUCAAUGCUGCUGUUUCAUUAAUAAUACUCUUGAGAUACAUCCUAAUAAUUCCAGCUACUGCGUGAACAAGUCAGCCCCCUGUGGAGCAAAGAAGUUCAACACACUUAGCGAACUCUGCUGCAACUCUACUGUUGUAGACAAACUUUCACCAACCUCCAAAUGCUGCGGUGAAAAGGCUUAUGAUGGAGACAAGCAGCUGUGCUGUGGUCGUAACAGCACAAUCCUGACGAGAACAUCCAAAAGUCACGAGUGCUGUGGAGUUGACCAGUACGACACAAGGACUCAAUGCUGCUGUUUCAUUAAUAAUGCUCUUGAGAUCUGUUCCAAUAAUUCCAGCUGCUGUGUGAACAAGUCAGGUGUGUCUGAACGUUAGCUUGUAAGGCUC